Molecule: messenger RNA, 2279 nt
Organism: Octodon degus (degu)
Lineage: Eukaryota; Metazoa; Chordata; Mammalia; Rodentia; Octodontidae
Gene: Klhl40
Product: kelch like family member 40
Exons: 6
Coding region: 123-2003 (626 amino acids)
Biological process (GO): negative regulation of proteasomal ubiquitin-dependent protein catabolic process; negative regulation of protein ubiquitination; skeletal muscle fiber development
Cellular component (GO): A band; I band
Molecular function (GO): protein binding
Source: RefSeq, a predicted model, not a curated record
GGGGACAACUGAGCAGUCUGAGGCGGAGGGCAAAGAGGCAAGGGCGCAGAGAACAGCCCUGGGCACCAUCGCCACAUACCAGGGGACCCUUGGCACCGUUGCUGCACUCCAGAACACGGACCAUGGCGCUCGGCUUGGAGCAGGUGGAGGAACAGCGGCUGUACCAGCAAACGCUGCUGCAGGAUGGGCUCAAGGACAUGCUGGACCACGGCAAGUUUCUGGAUUGCGUGGUGCGCGCGGGAGAGCGCGAGUUCCCGUGCCAUCGCCUGGUGCUGGCCGCCUGCAGCCCCUACUUCCGUGGGCGUUUCCUGGCUGAACCCGAGAGCGCGGGUGAGCUGCGCCUGGAGGAGGUGUCGCCAGACGUGGUGGCCCAGGUUCUGCACUACCUAUACACGUCGGAGAUCGCGCUGGACGAGGCGAGCGUGCAGGACCUGUUCGCCGCGGCGCACCGCUUCCAGAUCCCGUCCAUUUUCACGAUCUGCGUGUCCUUCCUGCAGAAGCGCCUGUGCCUCGCCAACUGCCUGGCUGUGUUCCGCCUCGGCCUCCUGCUGGACUGCGCGCGCCUGGCCGUGGCCGCGCGCGACUUCAUCUGCGCGCGCUUCUCGCUGGUGGCGCGCGACGCCGACUUUCUGGGGCUCUCAGCGGAUGAGCUCAUCGCCAUCAUCUCCAGCGACGGCCUCAACGUGGAGAAGGAGGAGGCGGUGUUCGAGGCGGUGAUGCGCUGGGCGGAGAGUGGCGAUGCAGAGGCCCGCGCCGAGCGCCAGCGCGCGCUGCCCACUGUGUUCGAGAGCGUGCGCUGCCGCCUGCUGCCGCGCGCCUUCCUGGAGACCCGCGUGGCGCGCCACCCGCUCGUGCGCGCGCAGCCCGAGCUGCUGCGCAAGGUGCAGAUGGUGAAGGAUGCGCAUGAGGGCCGCGUGACCACGCUGCGCCGGAAAAGGAGGGACAAGGGCAAGGAGAAGGGGACUGAGCAGAGUCCCACCCCGGAAGAGACCCAGGCUCAGGACCAGGAGGGAGAGGAGGAGGAGGGUGCAGAGCGCGUGCUGCCCGGCAUCCUGAACGACACGUUGCGCUUCGGCAUGUUUCUGCAGGACCUCAUCUUUCUGAUCAGCGAGGAGGGCGCGGUGGCCUAUGACCCCGCUGCCAAUGAAUGCUACUGCGCCUCCCUUUCCACGCAGGUCCCCAAGAACCAUGUGAGCCUGGUCACCAAGGAGAACCAGGUCUUCGUGGCCGGGGGCCUCUUCUACAACGAGGACAACAAAGAGGACCCCAUGAGUGCGUACUUCCUGCAGUUUGACCAUCUGGACUCGGAGUGGCUGGGGAUGCCACCACUGCCCUCGCCACGCUGCCUCUUCGGCCUGGGGGAGGCGCUCAAUGCCAUCUAUGUGGUCGGCGGCCGUGAGCUCAAGGACGGCGAGCAGUGCCUGGACUCCGUGCUGUGCUAUGACCGGCUAUCAUUCAAAUGGGGUGAGUCGGACCCACUGCCCUAUCCUGUGUAUGGCCACGCGGUGCUGUCCCACCUGGACCUCGUCUAUGUCAUUGGGGGCAAGGGCAGCGACAGGAAGUGCCUCAGCAAGACCUGUGUCUAUGACCCCAAGAAGUUUGAAUGGAAGGAGCUGGCGCCCAUGCAGAUGGCACGCUCUCUUUUCGGGGCCACCGUUCAUGAUGGCCGCAUCUUUGUGGCCACAGGGGUCACAGACACAGGGUUGACCAGCAAUGCCGAGGUGUACAGCAUCGCGGAUGACAAGUGGUCGUCCUUUGAGGCCUUCCCCCAGGAGCGCAGCUCCCUCAGCCUGGUCAGCCUGGCGGGGACCCUCUAUGCCAUUGGGGGCUUCGCCACACUGGAGACUGAGUCUGGAGAGCUGGUCCCCACGGAGCUCAAUGACAUCUGGAGAUACAACGAGGAAGAGAAGAAGUGGGAGGGUGUCCUGCGGGAAAUUGCCUAUGCUGCGGGUGCCACAUUCCUGCCUGUGCGGCUCAACGUGCUGCGCCUGACCAAGAUGUGACCUGUGUGCCCCAUGGGCCCAGAGAGGGGUUGGGAGAGGUGGAGCUGCCUGGUCCCAUGACGGCCAUGGGGCUGCUUCACCCAGGCAAGGUGCCACAGCCAGCCCAGCCUCAGGUUGGGACAUUGGCCCCUGCAGGGCACCCAGGGCUCCCAUAGUCCCCUGGGUCCCCAGAGCCACAGGGAGGAACCCAGGCAGCACCCCAGCCUGGCCCUGUGUGCAGGGGUAAUGGCCAUGGGUCCCUGUUUAAAGGGGAAUAAAGAAACACAGGCUCUGGCA